ACUGCUGAGGAGCAAAGUUCCUUCAAGUAUUCGGAAUUAUCCCGAAUGGUCUUAGAAAAAUCGCUUAGGCUUUCGAUUUUCCCAGUACGAUUGGAAUGUCCAGGCCCGGAAAAUGCAGUUGAACGCGGCGACAUCCAAGUAUCAUACCGAAAAUCUCGAGCCAUUGUUCCAUGAACUCGAAAACAUCUCUGUGUCCUCCGAAUUCCAGGCCAGUAUCUUUCUUGUUAAGAGCAAUGCGGUAUGCCGCCUGGUCGCUAACACCUACCAGUCACUGAUGCGACGAGGUCUCCGUAUGAAUGAUCAACGGAUGUUCUCAACUUUCCUCGAGUAUCGAGAGAACUUGAAAGCUGGCCUGGCCCCGAUGCUCUCGGAGCUCAGGUCGACGACGAAGUGGAGUUCAUCUGCACCAAGUGGACUUCUACACCUCGAGGGUGUCAGGGAAUCAUGUCAAAUUCGCCUUGUACCAGGCAUUGUUAUCGACCCUGAUGACCCCCACAACGGCUCUGGUCUUCUGACCGUGAAUAUCACGCAUUCCGGAGUCCUGGAUCACGCGAUGUCCGUGUACAAGACGCUGGAUGUGGCGGAUGUGCAGCAGUUUGAGUAUCAUGAACAAGGAAAGCGCGGAGAAGACUGUUUAUCGGAUUUCCGACACACCGUAAUCAAAGAGUGCGACAUAGUGCUUAUACAACUUCAAUGCAUCUCAGAACAUCCGAGAGAGAACCUCACAGGCAUGUAGCUCAGUAAAAGUCCUAUAUUGUUAUCAAAUUUCGACAUAUUCCAGUACCCCAAGCUAUUGAAGCAGCCAUCGCCAUCAGCCCUACACCUAAACCAGCG
This is a messenger RNA of Guyanagaster necrorhizus, 834 nucleotides long. RefSeq lists its product as uncharacterized. NCBI's taxonomy places the organism in Eukaryota, Fungi, Basidiomycota, Agaricomycetes, Agaricales, Physalacriaceae. The transcript has 4 exons. The record is from RefSeq and is a predicted model, not a curated record. Bases 113 to 736 code for a protein of 207 amino acids.